Molecule: messenger RNA, 981 nt
Organism: Amorphotheca resinae ATCC 22711
Lineage: Eukaryota; Fungi; Ascomycota; Leotiomycetes; Helotiales; Amorphothecaceae
Exons: 1
Coding region: 1-981 (326 amino acids)
Biological process (GO): fungal-type cell wall organization
Cellular component (GO): plasma membrane; cell cortex of cell tip
Source: RefSeq, a predicted model, not a curated record
AUGGGUGUCGGACGAGUUUUCUGCGUGGCGCUGCCCUUUAUCAUGACCAUCGCGAGUCUGAUCUGUAUCCUGAUUGUCAUGACCGCCGGACUCACCAACAAGGGUAUCUGGAUGUUCGAGGUCAGCCCCAAGAACCUGACCGUCGGCGUCAACCAGCUCGAGAGCUUGGCAAAUGGCAAGGCUAUCGCUCCCUCGUCCACCCUCUCCAGCGCCAGCUCCAUCGAGUCCGCCAUUGCAGGUAUUGCCGGCAACAAGAACGUCAGCGCAGCAGAUCUUGGAAUCGGGAAUUCAUACCAGGUCUACCUGUGGAACUACUGCUACCAGACCGCCGCCAAGAAUGCGACGGUCUGCAGCAAGUCGGGUUACAACUGGGCUGCGAGCGAGCUGAAUCCCGCAAAGCUCCAGGCCAACAUCUCGGCCACCAGCAUUGCCCUCACCGGCCAGAACAUCACGCUCCCGAAGGACAUCACCGACGCUCUGCACACAUAUGCCACGGUAUCGAGGUGGACCCAGAUCGUCUACAUCAUUGCUCUGAUACUCACCGGGUUGGAGCUGGUCGUCGGGCUCUUCGCCUUCUGCUCUCGCGUCGGCUCCUGCAUCACCUGCUUCAUUUCAGGCUUCUCCACCAGCGUCAUCAUCAUAGCCUCGAUCCUAGCCACCGUCGCCUCAGCCAUCAUCGUCGGUGCCCUUAACCGCACCGUCAAGCAAUUCGGCGUCACCCAGUCUAUGGGCGAUUCCUUCCUUGGCGUGACCUGGGCCGCAGUCGGCUUCUCCCUCGGCAGCGGCCUCUUCUGGAUGUUCAGCACUUGCUGCUGCGCUGGCAACCACCAACGCAGAAACAACAUCGAGAAGGGCCCUUACGUCCCUAUCCAGGUCCACAACCACCAGAACAUCGCACCCUCGUACGCCCCUGGCGCACCCGGUUACGGCGCACCUCCACAGCGGGUUGGCGGCGGGUACGAACCUUACAGAAAUGUCUAG